GUUCGCAGCUUUCUGAUGUGGGCCACUGCCACAUGCAGUAAUUCUUGUUGUUUCAGGUCUGCAAUUACAAGGGUAUUUGGCUUCUGCCUGGUCUGGACAGCAGAAAAGGUGGCUGAUGCUGCAGCUCAUUCCAGACAGGUCUGUAGCUCAGAGAAUAGGAGGGGCUGGCGGCUGCCAGCCUACAUUGGAGGUACCCAGCUGCACUUGGAUCCAGUGGCACACGAGCCUGGUGUGGCACGGCCGGUUCCGAGUGGCUGGUUUGCAGGGAAUUAGCGCUGCUCCUGCUCCCGUGUCCAAUCGCGGCGUGGUGCCGCAGGCGGGCGCUGCCCUGCGCUCCCCCCGGCGCUGUCGCUCGCCGCCGGCUCAGGAGCACCGAGUGCUGCUGAUGUUCGAGCCUGAGAGCCGAGUGCGCUUGCAAUGACUAUGUCAGAACACGCAGGACACUCGGCACAGGGGUCAUCUACCUCAGACCUCAACGUGGCACUGCGUGAAUGUAUGGCAGCUCUGGAUUUAUUUCUUAACAACAAGUUCUCAGAUGCUUUGGCUUCUCUACAGGCAAAAACUAAAGACAGCAUGUAUCAUGCCCUGACCUAUGCCACCAUACUGGAGAUGCAAGCUAUGAUGACAUUUGAUCCUCAGGACAUACUGAAUGCAGGGAACACGAUGAAGGAAGCUCAAGCCACCUGUCAAAGAUUUAGGAAGAAAUCUACUGUAGCUGAUUCUAUCAACAACCUUGUGCAUAGGCAAAGCCUUGAACACUUCACUGAAGAGGAAAUCCAUGCAGAAAUUUGUUAUGCUGAAUGUUUACUUCAGAGAGCAGCACUCACAUUCCUCCAGGAUGAGAAUAUGGUCAGCUUCAUAAAAGGGGGCAUCAAAGUCCGAAACAGUUACCAAACCUACAGGGAGUUGGACAGUCUCAUACAGUCCCCACAUUAUGUCAAAGGAGAGAACCAUCUUCAUUUUGAGGGAGGUGUAAAACUUGGAGUUGGAGCAUUUAAUCUGACAUUGUCCAUGUUUCCUGCACGGAUUCUGAGAUUACUGGAGUUUGUUGGAUUUUCUGGGAAUAAGGAACAUGGUCUGCUGCAGCUUCAAGAGGGAGCAUCAUCAUACAGCUUUAGGUCGGUGCUGUGUACCAUGCUGUUGCUUUGCUAUCAUACUUUCAUGACCUUUGUGUUAGGGACAGGAAAAGGAAAUGUUGAGGAGGCAGAAAAACUACUUAAGCCUUACUUGGCACGCUAUCCAAAGGGAGCCAUAUUCCUGUUUUUUGCAGGCAGGAUAGAAACACUAAAGGGUAAUAUUGAUGCGGCAGUCAAUAGGUACGAGGAGUGCUGUGAAGCUCAGCAGUACUGGAAGCAGUUUCAUCACAUGUGCUACUGGGAGCUGAUGUGGUGCUUCACCUACAAGCGCCAGUGGAAGAUGGCUUUUUUCUACGCAGACCUGCUGAGCAAGGAGAACACUUGGUCAAAGGCUACUUACAUUUACAUGAAAGCUGCUUAUCUCAGUAUGUUUGGACCAGAUGACUGCAGUCCUUUUGGAGACAGCGAAGUUGAAUUAUUUAGGAUUGUUCCCAGCCUGAAACUGAAAAUCGCAGGGAAAUCUCUGCCCACAGAAAAGUUUGCAAUUCGGAAAGCACGACGGUACCUUUCUUCAAACCCCAUUCCUUUGCCUGUCCCACCUUUGGAAAUGAUGUAUAUCUGGAAUGGCUAUGCUGUAAUUGGAAAAUGUCCCAACUUAACAGAAGGCAUGUUAGAGACUUUAAAUGAAGCAGAAGAAGCAUUGGCAAGAAGUUCAGCUACAGAACUACUGGCAGAUGAUCGGUGUGUGAUCAAGCUGUUAAAGGGAUUAUGCUUCAAGCAUUUGGGCAAGAUCUCAGAAGCAGAAGACCACUUUAAUUACAUCUAUUUAAAUGAGAAGAAGAUAAAAUAUGACCAUUAUCUAAUUCCAAAUGCCUUGCUGGAGCUGGCAAUACUGUAUCUGGACCAGGAUAGAAGAGAAGAAGCAAUAAAACUUCUGGAAAAAGCAAAACAAAACUACAAGAAUUACUCCAUGGAAACAAGGACACAUUUCAGAAUUCAAGCUGCCCUGCACCAAGCCAAAUCCGCCCCAGAAAAUGGAAUGCACUGUGGAGCCUCGGCAGUGUCGUAACUUUUUCUUCUUUGAUGUUCUGUUUGUUGCAAACUUUGGUGCAGAAAAUUACUGACACUUUAGAAUUAUUUUUCCUUUUCUUUCAAGUCAGUGAAAAACCAAAUAACUUAAAAUUUCAAAGGCGAUGCAUAAAACAUUAAUCUAGUGUAAUAAUAUGGCAAAAAAUCUCUCAAACCAACCAUAACCCUGAAAAAUAUUGUUUUUUCCAACAGUGGCUUUUUGACACUUACACACACCUACAUCUGUGUAAUUA
Passer montanus (Eurasian tree sparrow) is the source of this 2398-nucleotide messenger RNA. It is a transcript of the gene TTC39A, whose product is annotated as tetratricopeptide repeat domain 39A. Bases 418 to 2145 code for a protein of 575 amino acids. The transcript is spliced from 18 exons. Gene Ontology annotation, molecular function: protein binding. The record is from RefSeq and is a predicted model, not a curated record. NCBI's taxonomy places the organism in Eukaryota, Metazoa, Chordata, Aves, Passeriformes, Passeridae.